UCUUCUCUUCUUGAAAAGCUAUAAUCUUUUCUUUUUCUCUCAAACAUUCUAUUUUCUUGCUCAUACUUCCUUUCUUUCUUUUUCCUGCAAAAGAUUUCUCAUACAUACACUCAUAAUCACAUCCUUUUAAUUUGCUAAAGAGAAAAAAAAAAAAUGAGCCUCUUGUCUAGAAAAGCCAUGUGCAACACUCAUGGCCAAGAUUCUUCUUACUUCCUAGGAUGGCAGGAAUACGAGAAGAACCCAUACGAUGAGAUCAAGAAUCCAACAGGAAUUAUUCAAAUGGGUCUUGCAGAGAAUCAACUCUCUUUUGAUCAUCUUGAAUCUUGGCUUGCAAACAAUCCUGAUGCUGCAAGCUUCAAGAAAGAUGGUCAAUCCAUUUUUAGAGAGCUUGCUCUGUUUCAAGAUUACCAUGGCCUCCCUCUUUUCAAAAAAGCAUUGGUGGAUUUUAUGGCAGAAAUAAGAGGAAACAAAGUAACGUUUGAUCAAAACAAAAUAGUACUAACUGCUGGUGCAACUCCUGCUAAUGAAACUCUAAUGUUUUGUUUAGCACAGACCGGCGAGGCCUUUCUUCUACCAACUCCAUACUAUCCAGGAUUUGAUAGAGAUCUCAAGUGGAGAACCGAAGUUGAAAUAGUACCAAUUCAUUGUACAAGCUCAAACGGCUUUCAAAUUACCGCAUCAGCUCUAGAAGAAGCUUAUCUAGAAGCUGAAAAAAGAAACUUAAGAGUUAAGGGUGUUUUGGUCACAAACCCUUCAAACCCAUUAGGCACAUCAAUGACAAGAAGUGAAUUAAAUCUUCUUGUAAACUUUAUUACAGCCAAAAAAAUUCAUCUAAUAAGCGAUGAAAUAUAUUCAGGCACUGUUUUUAGCUCGCCAUCGUUCGUCAGUAUCAUGGAAGUUUUGAAAGAUAGAAAAUGUGAAAAUACUGAAGUGUGGAGUAGAGUACACAUUGUUUAUAGUCUAUCAAAAGAUCUUGGGCUACCCGGAUUUCGAGUUGGUGCAAUUUAUUCAAACGAUGAUACGGUUGUUUCUGCAGCAACUAAGAUGUCAAGCUUUGGUUUAGUUUCUUCUCAAACCCAAUAUCUUUUAGCUGCUCUUCUUUCUGAUAAAAAGUUUACAAAGAACUAUAUUCAAGAAAAUCAAAGAAGGCUUAAGAACCGGCAAAAAUUGCUCGUAAAAGGCCUUGAAAAAGCCGGUAUCAGUUGUUUGAAGAGCAAUGCAGGCUUGUUUUGCUGGGUUAACAUGAAACAUCUGUUAAAAUCCAACACAUUCGAAGCAGAAAUGGAGCUAUGGAAAAAAAUUGUUUAUGAUGUUAAGUUAAAUAUUUCUCCCGGUUCUUCUUGCCAUUGCACUGAACCGGGUUGGUUUCGGGUCUGCUUCGCUAAUAUGUCCGAAGAAACAUUAAACCUAGCUUUGGAUCGGUUAAAGUCCUUUGUUGACUCGAUGUCGAGCCUUAGCCAACAUCAGACGACAAAAAAUGCAAGAAAGAAAUCUCUCACCAAGUGGGUUUUCCGGCUGUCGUUUCAUGACCGUGAGCCUGAAGAACGAUAGUCUGGUUUUUGUUCAUGUGUUAAGAACCCACCCACAUACAUCAAGGGGGAGUCCACGUCAACACCAUUAUUUUUUUUUUUUUUACUCCAAAAUAAUUUUUGGUGGAUAUUUUUUUUUUCUUUUGUAAUAUUAGAAAGCACUCAAGUCCAGUUGUUUCAAUGGAUCUUGCAGUGGCUCUAAAUCCUUUAAUUAAUUUGUUCUUGUACUUGUAAACUCUUGUGUCUAGCGUUAUA
This is a messenger RNA of Jatropha curcas, 1784 nucleotides long. Its product is annotated as 1-aminocyclopropane-1-carboxylate synthase 8. Gene Ontology annotation, biological process: amino acid metabolic process; biosynthetic process. NCBI's taxonomy places the organism in Eukaryota, Viridiplantae, Streptophyta, Magnoliopsida, Malpighiales, Euphorbiaceae. Gene Ontology annotation, molecular function: 1-aminocyclopropane-1-carboxylate synthase activity; transaminase activity; pyridoxal phosphate binding. The record is from RefSeq and is a predicted model, not a curated record.